Molecule: messenger RNA, 3114 nt
Organism: Aspergillus bombycis
Lineage: Eukaryota; Fungi; Ascomycota; Eurotiomycetes; Eurotiales; Aspergillaceae
Product: epimerase/dehydratase family protein
Exons: 4
Coding region: 1-3114 (1037 amino acids)
Molecular function (GO): phosphopantetheine binding
Source: RefSeq, a predicted model, not a curated record
AUGGCCAGCAUAGUUGGGAAUCGCCUACUUCCUCACCUGGUAGACAGCAACGCUGAAGCCGACCCUACUGGCACCUUCGGUCAGAUCCUACGAGAUAAUAACAUCCCAAAUCAAUGGAUACCCCUAUCCAAAAGGCAAUUGGCCCAAGCAGUAGACCAUGCUGCGUGGUGGUUCAAGAACACAGUCGCCGAGAAAUGCGACACAACGACGAUUGCUUAUAUGGGGCCAAAUGAUAUCCGCUACAUGAUAUGUGCUAUUGCUCUUGCCAAAGCGGACUAUAAGACAUUCCUCCCAUCCACACGGAACUCGGCCGAAGCAAAUGCGCAUCUCUUCCGUGCCGUUGGGUGUAAAUGUCUUCUAUGGGGCGGCCAAUCUCAGUCAGCACAAGGGCAAACCGUUAUACCGGAAUUACAAGUCUGGCAAUUUCCGUCCCUUGACGAGCUCUUGAAUAGUAGUGUUUCACAUUACCCAUACCAUAAAACAUACCAUGACGCUGAAAAUGAAACCUUUGUGAUCUUGCACUCCUCCGGAACAACUGGACACCCGAAGCCCAUCCCAUUGACUCAUGGAUAUUUCUCCUUUAUGGACAGGGGCGCACCGCCUGGUACACCCGAAGACUGUGUGUGUGGAUGGUGGAAUUGCCUACAACGCGGAGAGCCGAUGUUCCAAAUGAAUCCGAUCUUUCAUCUAAUCGGAUUUACUCUGGUCGUAGAUGCAAUCUUCCACGGCCAACAGAUCAUUCAUUACUCCUCCAAGCCCGACGUCGAUUCCGUGCUCGAUGCACUAUCGACACUCUGUCCACGAGCCGCUGUUAUUCCACCGUCCAUCCUGCAAGAUAUGAGCACUACAGCACGGGGGCUUAACACGAUUUCAAAGAUUGAAUAUAUGUUUUUUGCUGGAGGGCCGCUCUCCACCGAGGCUGGUGAUGCAAUCAGUAAAUAUUGCAAGCUUAUCCCUCUCAUCGGAUCAACAGAGUUGGGACACAUCCCACCUACCAAGUCGAAGACAUCCCCCGGUGAUUGGAAGUAUUACGAAUGGCCCAGCUACCCCGAUAUGCAUAUGGAACCACAUGAUGAGGGAUUAUUCGAGAUGGUCGUUCGCCGUUUGCCGCAAAGCCGCCUACUUCAUGGUGUCUUUCAUGUGUUCCCCGAACUUCAGGAAUGGAGGACAAAGGAUCUUUUCUCAAAGCAUCCCACGAAAGAUGGGUGGUGGCAUUUUGAAAGCCGAACAGACGAUAUAAUUGUCCUCGGGAACGGGGAGAAGGUGAACCCAAUUCAGAUGGAAGCGGUAGUCGAACGUCAUAACCUCGUGCACAAGGCUAUGAUUGCUGGUCAGGGUAUGGCCGAAUGCGUGCUUCUGGUGGAGCCGGACUGGGGCAAGCUGGAUCACCAGGGCCAGGGCGGCAGUUUCAUCAACGAGAUCUGGGAUAGCGUUGAGUCCGCGAAUAAGCAGGGACCGAGUUAUGCAUACAUCGAGAAGGAUAGAGUUGUAAUUGCGAACCGUGAGAAGCCGUUCCAGCUCAACGCCAAAGGGUCACUGAGACGUCCAUUGGUCUGCAAAGACUAUCAAUCUGAUAUAUCGGCGCUGGGGAGUGUCGGCAAUUUAGGUCCGGAGCGCCGUUCAAAUGAUGCCCUGCUGGGAGAUGAUAUGGUGAGUUUGAUACGGCAUAUAGUCUCUUCUGUUUCCUCGCAUCAAGAACUUGCAGAUGACACAGACUUCUUUGCUGCUGGGUUGGACUCUCUGCAGGUGAUUCGAAUGGCUCGGAGCAUAACUCGGAGCAUCGGGAUGGGUUCAGAAGGGAGUCAUGGGAUACGCAUUGAUCCCCAGAUAAUUUACAGAUAUUCCACUAUCAAGAGCCUGGCCUCAUAUCUGUCAGAUGCCAUGGAAGGGAACGUCAGUAGCGGUGGAUCAGUGGAGGAAGCUGAAGACGUCCAAGCGACGAUGAAACAUCUCAUCAACAAAUACACCAAUUCACUUCCAAAUGAGGUGCGCAAAUCAGUCCAGGUGUCCUCACGGUCCAAUGUUAUACUCACAGGAUCUACUGGCUCACUUGGGAGCUAUCUUUUGAACGCACUGUUAUCGGAACCUUCGAUUAACAAGGUUUACUGCCUGAACAGAUCUUCCGAUGCGUUCGAAAGACAGAGAUCUUCAUUCCACGACAGGCACCUAAACGUGAAAGCGCUACUGUCUCCCAAAGCAGAAUUCCUCACGGCAGACCUUGGGGGUAAAAGUCUAGGAUUAUCGCAGAGCAAAUACAACGAGCUCCUGAAUACAACCGACGCCAUCAUACACAACGCCUGGAAAGUGGACUUCAAUUUAUCCGUUUACUCGUUUGAGCAGGACCACAUACGUGGCACGCGGAACCUGCUGGACCUAAGCAUCUCCAGUCGAAAAAGAGUGCAUAUGUAUCUUGUAUCAUCAAUUGCUACUACCUCCGGCUGGGAGCCAUCAAAGGGAAAAGUCCCGGAGGACAUUCUGCCGGAUACAGUCGACCCUCCGUUACGAGGAUAUGGCCAAUCAAAAUACGUAGCUGAAAAUAUCUGUUUGGCUGCAUCCUCGCGUUCCGGUGUUCCGGUAACUAUCCUGCGAGUUGGGCAGAUUGCAGGACCCACGACAAAGUUUGGUGGCUGCUGGAAUCGAUAUGAGUGGUUUCCUGCUCUGGUCUUUACUUCACGAUCAAUGGGCUUUAUACCUGACUCGUUGGGUAUGCCGGUGGAGUGGAUACCUGUUAAUACACUGGCCCAAAUCAUCCUAGAGAUCAUCCAGUGUGGUAACGAGAGUAAGCACGAUGUUCCUACAAAGGUCAUAAACCUAGUCAACCCGAAUAGAACAGCCUGGGCUACGCUGUUACCCACAAUUCAGAGCCGCAUUGGGGCAAAUCCGGUGAGUCUACAAAGCUGGGUUAGGUCACUUGGCGAUGAUGCUGGCAAUGUUGAGGACCGACCAUCCUACAAGCUUCUAAGCUUCUACGAGCGACUAGCCUGCGAAGAUAACCCUGGUAGCUUCCCACAAUUUGUCACGGACAAUGCCAGUGCAGUGAGCCUCACAUUUCGAGCUCUCGGUCCCAUUAAUUCUAGUUUGGUGCGGACAUGGCUUGACCAGUGGGCACUAUGA